AUGCCAACAGGCAACGAGAAGGUAAACAUUAACAUUGUGGUCAUGGGCCAAUUCGGAUCUGGCAAGUCAACAACUGCCUGUAAAAUCUUUAAUCUUGAAGGUACUAACAUUGAAAAGCAUGUUUCUAAGAAGUCAGACAAGAAAGCUACUGAGAAGAAAAAGAGAUCAUUCAAGUAUGAUUGGGCGCUUAAGAAGCUCGAGGCCAAGCAGAAGCAUGGUACCACAAUUGGUAUUGAACUGUUCAAGUUUGAGAAAACUAAGUACCGCUUCACGGUCACUGAUGUUACUGAUCGUCGCGACUUUCUUAAGAACAUGAUCACCGGCAUUUCUCAGGCUGACUGUGCCAUUCUAAUUGUUGAUUCCACCGCUGCUCCUUACAAAUUAGAUGAACAGACUCGGGAGCAUGCAUUGCUUGCUUUCAUCCUUGGUGUCAAAGAGAUGAUCUGUUGCUACAACAAGAAGAAACCCUAA
Messenger RNA from Ziziphus jujuba (common jujube), 471 nucleotides. RefSeq names its product elongation factor 1-alpha. The record is from RefSeq and is a predicted model, not a curated record. Gene Ontology annotation, biological process: translation; translational elongation. Gene Ontology annotation, molecular function: translation elongation factor activity; GTPase activity; GTP binding. The coding region runs from base 1 to 471 and encodes 156 amino acids. The transcript has 2 exons. NCBI's taxonomy places the organism in Eukaryota, Viridiplantae, Streptophyta, Magnoliopsida, Rosales, Rhamnaceae.